Messenger RNA from Peniophora sp. CBMAI 1063, 1308 nucleotides. Lineage: Eukaryota; Fungi; Basidiomycota; Agaricomycetes; Russulales; Peniophoraceae. The record is from the annotation of a GenBank genome assembly.
AUGGCACCGCCGCGGUAUGCGCCCCUGCCGAACCCGCGGACGACGGAAGAGGCGGAGCGGGAGAUGGACGACGCGUUCGAGGACGAUAGCGAGAGCACGCCCCUGAACGUCUCCUAUGCCGCUCCCACGCCCACCCAUGCUCGCACCCGCUCUACGCCACGAGGGACGUACGACUUUGAGCGCGAGUACGAGUACGACUUUCCGCCGCCCGGCUCGCCCCCGCGCCCAUCGUCCGUCGCCCUCCCAAAUAAUGACAUCGGCAACUCAAACGGGAUAAUGCCCACCUCCCCGCACAUCCCCCAGACAGACGCAUCGUCGCGCCCCGGCUUCUUCAGGCGGACAUUCGGCGCGAUAUUGCCGACCCAUUAUCAGCCAUUGCCCACCCAGGCCAAUGUGCCCGGUCACGGCGGCGGAAUGAUGAACGACGGUGUGUUCGCGAACGUGAUGGCCAAGCCCAACCGGCCGGUAGCCGUGACAGGCGAGAACGGAGAGGUGUACAUGGUGCCCGAGGACACGCAAGCAGAAGCGCCGCCCUCCUACGCGGCAGCUUCGGCAGACGCCGCGCCUGCGUACUGGGAAACGACAGUCCAUGCCCCGCCGACGCUCAACCUCGCGGGCGACAUGAUCAUCGACGACCUGCCCACCGGGCCGUUCGUGACGUUCAUCAUGACGGCCCUUAUCUCCUGGUUCUUCCAGUUCCCCGGUUUCCUCCUCACGUACCUUCUGCACGGCACACACGCCGGGCGCUUCGGUGCGCAGGCUGGGCUGGCGCUCACGCUCAUCCAGUACGGCUUUGGCGCGACGAUGGGCCGUGGGAUCGGCGAUAGCCCGUACGGCGAGGGCGAGGGCGACGGGACUGUAGCGCCUACGCCGUCCGAGCCUGUGCCCACCGACGGAUCCGGGAUGCCAAUGGACAACAUGCCAAACGCUGAUGAUGUGCUCCCGCCGAUGUACUCGGCCGGCCACGAAUGGAUCUCAUUCUUGCUCAUGACAGUCGGCUGGUUCCUUCUUCUGACGUCCAUCAUCGGUUAUGUCCGCGUCAAGCGUUUCGAGCUGUCCAUCCGUGCGGCGCAGAGGAACGGCGGAACGCAGUACACGCCCGAAGAGGCGCAGCGCGAUAACAAUCUCAGGCGAAAUCUCGAGGAGGUCUUUGGUAUUUCCAUCGCCGCGGAGGAGCGCGCUCAGCAGCAGGAGCAACCGCAACCAGAGCAUCAGCCUAGCACUCCCGAGGACCCCGAGCGGUCUGCGCGCUUGGCGGCUGAGGAGGCGAGACUGGAGCGUGAUUUGCGCGCUGCUGGGUUGCUGUGA